Molecule: messenger RNA, 981 nt
Organism: Adineta steineri
Lineage: Eukaryota; Metazoa; Rotifera; Eurotatoria; Adinetida; Adinetidae
Source: the annotation of a GenBank genome assembly
AUGUCUUCAUCGAUUGUUUCAGCACUUAAUUUUGCUUCGUCAGAAGUAACGAUCUAUUUAGGCACCCCACUUCUUCUUACUGGUGUUAUUGGUGGAAUAUUCAAUAUUAUUGUUUUUCUUAGUCUACAAACAUUUCGACAAAACUCAUGUGCAUUCUACAUGGUAGUAAUGUCGUGUGCUAACAUUGGUCAAUUGAUGAUGGGUUUACUUUCUCGUCUUGUCAUCACUGGCUUCAAUGUCGAUUGGACAGUUCAAUCAGUCUUCUACUGCAAAUUUAGAAUAUUCAUGUUGUAUAUAUGUUCACUUAUCUCUUUAUCAUCUAUGUGUUUGGUGACAAUUGAUCAAUAUAUGGCAACUUCUUCUCGUCCUCAGUGGCAACAAUGGAGCAAUAUUAAAAUAGCUCGUCGCCUAUUAACAGUAGUUGUCACAAUUUGGAUUCUUCAUGCAAUUCCAACUUUGAUAUACUUUGAUCAUGUUGUAUCACCUAUUACAGGAGUAAUUACGUGUACGAGUACAAGUGCCAUUUAUCAAGAAUACUACACCUAUGGUUAUGUACUUUCUUUGCUUGGAGUUGUACCUGCUUUUAUUACAGUUGUAUUCGGAUGUUUAGCUUAUCAAAAUGUGCGACAACUAUCACAUCGUAUAUUACCUCUUAUUCGACGUCAGUUAGAUAAACAAUUGACAACAAUGGUUCUCUUACAAGUCAUCUUCAAUUUCUUUGCUCUUGUACCACCUCUGAUUACAACGAUUCUUUUACUACAAAAUAAUCUCAUUAAAGAUCCAGUAAUUCUUGCUCAAAUACAAUUGGCAAACUAUACCAGCUUCAUUCCUUAUUACUUUUACUUUGCGAGUCCAUUUUACAUUUAUAUAUGUGUUUCUCAACGAUUUCGUCAACAAUUUUUUUAUGUAAUCUUUGGCAUUCAUCUCAAGCGAUUCCGACGACCAAGAAUUAUUAUUAAUCAAGUACUACCAGAGACAUAA